GAUCAACCAGAGGUGGCGUUUAAUUAGCUUAACGUUAGUUAGGUAGGUUUCUAAACAGCCAGUUUGUCAUUAAAGAAAACCCUUCAAAAAGAAGUCUGCGGGCCUUCAGGAGGACAUGAUCGGAGAGAACUGCACAGAGGAUCUUGAUCAAGCUGGACAUGGAGAGGUGAAGGACACGCUGUUGUUGGCCGACGUCGCUCUGCUGCCUCUCUGUGGUGAUGACGCGUCCUGCAGGUGUGACUCCGAGGUCUGCACCUGUAUGGAGGUCAGACAGCUGGAGAGGAGCCUGCAGUCCAUGCAGCUGCAGCUCCAGUUCCUCUUGAGCAAAGCUGACUACUUGCAAAACCUUCUUGUCACUGGGCAAGGUGAUCAAAACAGUAUGACUCCAGCUGAAGAAGUGCGAAGAUUUCUGUACACCUGCCAACCUUACUUUGACCACGUGGAAUCCACAGCUAGGAGCACUGAGUCACUUUGCAUUCCUCCACCUUUUGAGAUCCAUACCAGGCACGUGCAGCUGUUGGACUUCUCUCAGCAGCUGUGUGAUCGGUUGGAGCAGCUGGUGUUGACCUGUGCCAGCUACAAUCUCAUCUGUUUGGAUGAGGCAGAGCCUAAUAGUUGUCCUCUAAACCAUUUGUUCCCAACCUGGGGUCCUUGUAGUGUUUCCCACUUCUACAUUGGUCAGAGUCAGCUUGGGCAGCUGAGGCUGACCGCUUUUCGUUAUUGUGAACCGAUGCCGUAUCUGUCCCGCAUCAACACUGGCCUGUACAAACGGAUGCGCUGGAAUGUGGAGAGACUCAGAGAUGAAACGCAGAAGCUCCAACAACAGACGGAUGAAGAGCAGGAUGGAGAGAAGAGAGAAGAGUAUUACUUCCUGUGCUGUGAGGAUAUUCUGAACUCACAUGAAAACCCUGCUGGGGACGCCAAAGGUGUCUCUGAAGUAGAUGUUGUGAGGGUGUGGUCCAUUGGUCAGUGGGUGCAGGUGAACCCUAACCCUGACAGAGAGGAUAUCUUCGACUGGAUCUCAUGUGAGGUUCCUGAGGCCUUCUAUCAGAGGAUUUUGUUUCUGGGCAGCGAUGAGCCAUUGGGCUACAGCGCCACAGACCACCUGCUCAAGCUGCUGUUAUGCAAAAAUAUUGAGUGACUCAGGAAAACUGUACUAGUAUUGAGGCUUGAGACAUCCGUCUGUGGAAGGAGAAAUUCAUAGUGAUUGGUUGAAGGACUGUGUGGAAAUAGGGUUAGUUUGGUUCACUGUGGACAGAAAAAAGCCCUCAGGAUAGCACUAAUGGUAAAGAUUUGGUUCAUGUAGGAUUUAAGGUUGAACAUCUGUUUCUGUUGGAUGUUGUUACCCACUGUGCACUGGUAUCCUUUAAGGACCUGUUGAAUUUCCUACAUUUAACACAGCAGUGGCUUCUGUCAUAGUUUCUUACCACUGUUAUUCUAAAAAAGAAAAAAAGUUUACUCUGUUCUAGAGAUGUUUGCUGCUCAUGUUUUAUUUUAUUAUUUUCAGUGUUAAUGAGUGUAGAUGUGUUUUAAGACUUUUUUAAGAGUUUGUAAAUAUUUAAGUUUGUUUUCUAAAGUUGCAGUUUUUAAGAGCAUGUUGUGUUGUAAAGAAGUCUGCGAGUGUUAUUUAAAAAACAUUUUAUUUACAUGAAACAUUUCAUUGAAAUAAUUACACACAAUCAAAAAUUUCUCUCUCAGGCAGUGAGCAACAAGAAAAACUAUACAUCUUCAGACAAGCUGCCAUAAGAGAGCUCAUUUACUUCACUUACACAGGUCUCACUUCAUUUUUAAUAAAUUAAAAUCAAAAACGUGAGAUUUAAGAAAGAGUCCAAUUUCAUUCACGCACAGUUUAAUCCACUGUCUCCAAUUUGACCCCAUAACCAUUAAGCUAAUCAACCCUUGUGAGAGGACAAGAAAAAGGCAAUUCAUUUACAAGAAAAAAUAAUAAAGUGUACUAUUUACGGUCAUCUUUCACUCUCUAUUCAAUAAAAAUCUAUAUAUGACUCUUACAGGGCUUCACUUCUAAAUCUCUAAAGUACAAAAUUAAAGAGGAGUUUCCCUUCAUUACAGUGAGCAGUCCUUUUAAACAAAAAGCUUAAAAAACACGUCACACAUUAUGGACAAAGCACAUUUAAAAACACGUCCUACAUAGAUUUCCCAAUACUUAUGCUGCUACACAGAGGCUUUGACAGGACAGAGGACAAGCUAAAGGAAGUGAGCAGUCUUCAGUGUGAAAGGUCGAAAAUCUGCCUCAAGUGCCAAUAAAGUUUGAAGAGCCGGACAAAUUUUCCUCAAGGCAAUAGUUUGCAAACUGCAUCCAAUUCAAUAAAUCAGUUUAUAAAAUAAUGAUUUUACUCAAAAGCACAUGAGUGGAUAUAAUUUCAGACAAUGGUAAUCACAACUAAUCCAUAAUCUCCAGUAAAGGGAAAGAAGCCAUCACAGUAGUGAAGUUGUGAUAUUACAGUGAACUUCAACAGGACAGUACACAAAGUUUCCAGACAAGAGACUGGCAUAAACACAUAUAGACAAUUUCAUCCAGAAAAAAGAUCACUUUCAUACCAAAGUUUAUCACAGUUUUAACAGUAUCACCUGAUAACCUGAUACUGAACCCUCCCUGCUCUUACUCACUUAUCUUCAUAGACUAAACCAUCGACUAUCACAAUAAAUCUGAGCACUAGUCCAAUGUAAAAUAACCAACUCAUGUAUAUGUGAAUCAUAAAAGACUAGGACGUGGCCAUAUCAGGCAAACAUUCAUCCGAAAUUAACUAUGAGCAGACAUUUUUCUCUACAUACAUUUUAAUGUUGAUCUGAAAAAUGUCAAAACAUGACUUCCGAGUUAUAGAGAGAACGGUCUUCAUAUUGUACCUACCUUUGGUAGCAAAAAAACUAAGCCUGAGGUUGUCCAGAAAUGUGAUAAUCCUCUUUAGGUUUAAUCAAAACAUUACUUUGACCACUGCUUGCAAAGAUAUUACACUAUAAUAAGCUUUAGCUUGUAGGCUUAAAAAAACAACACUGAUAACAAUGCUGACAAUGUAAACAAUGAAGUCUUGCAAUUAGAGUUCUUUUUCAGUAGCAGGCUCAGUAGGUUUUCCAGUGUUCAAACACUUGCAAUUAAAUGUGCCACAGGUGCAACCAAAUCAAUCAUAGAUUAACCUUCAAUUUAUAGUGGCCACUUGGCACAAUUGGCAUGUGUGCGCAUAGGACUACCCAAAAGAUUUGGCAUCAAAAAUAGUGUUAAGUUCCUAUCAUUUUAGUUAGUAGCAGAAAUGCAUAAUGGGUUUCUUUCUGCAAUCAGGUGGUUUCAGGUGUGUGAGUUUAUAAUGAAGUAUCAAGCUUGUGCAUGCAGUGGUUUAGGAUGUCAAGUGGUGCGAGAAAAGUGUGGAGUUUCACUGUGGUGUCAUGUUGUGUAUUCUACUUGGAUUUCUGAGAAGCAGUUUCCCACUGGCAUCACCAGACAGACUCAUGCAGUGUCAUUACUAUGACUGAGAAUGGACAGUUUUAUCCUAUCUCCAGCAUCUGUAGAUCGUUUGAUUCCAAGUAAGGGCUCAGAUUGAUGGGUCAAUUGCAGUACAUUACAGACCACUUAGGAUAUUGAAAAAUAAGAUCGGGUGCUCUAUAUAACACCCCUUCAAUGUAAACCUAUGGAUCACAUUCAGAGCACUUAUUUUU
Cheilinus undulatus (humphead wrasse) is the source of this 3669-nucleotide messenger RNA. RefSeq names its product chromosome 4 C19orf67 homolog (gene c4h19orf67). The transcript has 8 exons. The coding region runs from base 116 to 1141 and encodes 341 amino acids. Lineage: Eukaryota; Metazoa; Chordata; Actinopteri; Labriformes; Labridae. The record is from RefSeq and is a predicted model, not a curated record.